UAGAGGGGAAAAAGCUACUGUCCUCAUGUUAGAUACACAGUGAGUCAAGAACCCGUACUGGGGGUUUCUCUUCAAAGCCAGCUGGUCUGGCUUUAUUAUACAGGAAUUUUUUUACCUGUCAGAGUUUGGUCAACAUAACCCUCAGCAGGUGCUGUAGGGCACACCUUCCUGGAGAAGCAGGGCGCUGGUGCCGAAUAAAAGAAACUGUGAAGUAACUUCAAUGCAAAUGAAAAGUUCAAGACUCUUGAAGUUGGAAGCUACGGUGUGAAUGCAACAGCAUAUUCCAUUGUGCUUUACAAUUGGAAGCAGAACAAUAGAGGAAUGGGACUCUGUAAUAACACAGCGGGAAAGAGGUACGGAUGUCAGGAUCUGUAAACUGAAAAAGGGCAAAUCAGAAAGUGAAAGAAUUGCCAACGGGAAGAAGUGAGAAGGGUAGAAGAAGGAAAAAUACAUUGUUUCAAGGACGAGAGAAGGAAGAAAAACGGGGACUAUGGGGAGAAAAAAGAUUCAGAUCACGAGGAUAAUGGAUGAACGUAACAGACAGGUGACAUUUACAAAGAGAAAGUUUGGGUUAAUGAAGAAGGCUUACGAGUUGAGUGUUUUAUGCGACUGUGAGAUAGCUCUAAUCAUCUUCAACAGCACUAACAAACUAUUCCAGUACGCUAGCACGGAUAUGGAUAAAGUUUUGCUGAAAUACACAGAAUACAACGAGCCGCAUGAAAGUCGAACAAAUUCUGACAUUGUAGAGACGUUGAGAAAGAAAGGACUUAAUGGGUGUGACAGCCCAGAUCCUGACGCUGACGAUUCAGUAGGUCACAGCCCAGAGUCCGAGGACAAGUACAGAAAGAUAAAUGAAGAUAUUGAUCUAAUGAUCAGCAGACAAAGAUUGUGUGCUGUUCCACCUCCCAAUUUCGAGAUGCCGGUUUCCAUCCCAGUGUCCAAUCAAAACAGUUUGGUAUACAGUAACUCAGUUGGUUCACUGGGUAACCACAACCUUUUGCCAUUGUCCCACCAAACCUUGCAGAGGAACAGCAUGUCUCCUGUCUUGACACAUCGACCACCAAGUGCAGGUAACCCAGGUGGUCUGAUGGGUGGGGACCUCACAAGCGGUGCAGGCACCAGUGCAGGUAAUGGGUAUGGCAAUCAUCGUAACUCACCAGGUCUGCUGGUCUCAUCUGGUAACUUGAAUAAAAAUAUGCAAACAAAAUCGCCACCGCCAAUGAACUUGGGAAUGAACAAUCGCAAACCUGACCUCCGAGUUCUUAUUCCACCCGGCAGCAAGAAUACAAUGCCCUCCGUGUCUGAGGAUGUCGAUCUGCUUUUGAAUCAAAGGAUAAAUAACUCUCAAUCUGCUCAGUCAUUGGCUACACCAGUUGUUCCUGUGGCAACACCUACUUUACCUGGGCAAGGGAUGGGAGGAUACCCGUCAGCAAUUUCAACAACAUACGGCACUGAAUACUCUUUAAGUAGUGCAGACCUGUCAUCUCUCUCUGGGUUUAACACCAGUGCCCUCCACCUUGGCUCAGUUACUGGCUGGCAACAACAUCAUCAUCAUCUGCACAACAUGCCUCCAUCCGCUCUCAGCCAGUUGGGAGCUUGCACUAGCACUCAUUUAUCUCAGAAUACAAAUCUCUCCCUGCCUUCUACUCAAAGCCUUCACAUCAAGUCAGAACCUGUUUCUCCUCCUAGAGACCGUACCACCACACCCUCGGGAUAUCCUCAACACACACGUCACGAUGCGGGGAGAUCUCCUGUUGACAGCCUGAGCAGCUGCAGCAGUUCGUAUGACGGAAGCGACCGAGAAGACCACCGGAACGAUUUCCACUCCCCCAUUGGACUCACCAGACCUUCGCCGGACGAAAGAGAAAGCCCCUCAGUCAAGCGCAUGAGGCUUUCUGAAGGAUGGGCAACAUGAUAUGAUCCUUAUAUAUUAGAAUUUUUUUUUGCAGUGUGUGUGUUAUACCUUAAUGGGAAUUGGGCAGGGAGGGAGGGUCGAUAUACAUUAUAUGUGCCGUGUGUGGGGGUAUAAAAAAAUAAAGUCAGGUACUCUGUUUUGUAAAAGUACUUUUAAAUGCCUCAGUGAUCCAUUAUAGGGGUAAGAACUGCUGAAAGAACAAGCUUAGCACUUAAGCUAUCAACAGAAAACUUGUACAAAAUAGAUUUUGAAGCUAACUUCUUUUUCACUGUUGUGCUCCCUUUGAAAAAUGUCUGUCACAAUAGCUAGUUGUUAUGUUGCAGGUUCAACGUUAUUUACAUGUAAAUAGACAAAAUAAAGGAACCGUUUGCCAGAAUUGGCAAAUCUUUUCCAUGAGAGAAAGCAGCUGUUAUGCAACAUAUGGUAAAAUGUACAGGGGUUUUGACCGACCCAGCACUGGGCAUCGGGUGGAAAAUGGAUAACUGUAGAUUGGCUGGGCCGCCUAAUUAAUGUAAACUACUCAAAGACACCAACAUACUAAGAAACAAAUAUAUGGCACUUAUUUGAACAAAUGUAGGGUCAUACUAAAUGGCGUUUCUGAUAGUUUACAUAUUUUGCUGUUCAUUUCUGGGUAUACAUCACUUAAUAUAUAGAAAUAUAAAUUAUGUACAUUACAUUUUGCUUAUUUUCAUAUAAAAAGGUUAAAUGAAGUUUGCAGAACAUUUGUGGCUUUUUGUAGGUAACUUAAGCCAAAAUGUUUUUGUUUUUUUUCUUGAUAGCUUUGCUAAUAUUUUACAGUCCUGAAAGGUUAAAAAAAUAAAUACAUGAAGGUUUUUUUUUUUUGUAAAAAAGAAAAUUAAAAAAAUAUCGCCUCGGUCCAUUGAAGAACUCCACGCUUUUGCUAAAAGAAUUAACUGUUUUCUCUUUGUAGAAAUUUUUUUUUUUUAAAUGUGUAUUUCUAAUUAUAUGAGAUAAUAUUAAGAAUCUAAAAGAAAAAAAAAUCUGUGAAAUUAACAUGCUUGUGUACAGCAUUCUAAUAUAAAAUAAACAUUGAACUAGCAUUUUUUGUUAUUUAAUAGUGCGGAGGGAAAAAUUAAUAUUUGUGCGGCAGCAUACUAUAUAGGGAUAGCUGUUUUGUAAAACUGCAUCCAUUCUACAGGUCCAAUUUCAGUGAAAUCAUAAAACCACCCACCAAGGUUAAAUGUUCUAAUUAACCUAGGUUUUCAACCAGUUGGGUGAUCUGCCAUCCAUUGUACAUAUAUCAAAACUUUAGGCCAAGUGUAUUUUAUAUGAGACAUCGGUUAGAAUGUAACACGUCACCAAGAAGAAAUUCACAUCCAUUUCCCACUGUAACUAAAGAAAAAUACAAUUACUAUUUUACAAACAAUCUUUACAUUAUGUUGUCUCCAGAAUAUGCAAAUAUAACCAACCAAGUUUACAAGCAUUGUUAGCAGUAAUUUGCCUUUUUGAAGGGUUCUUUCUAGGUAAUAAUAAACAAAAAAAAAAAAAAAGAUAAAUAGCCAUAUUUAAAGUUUACCUAGCAACUUUUUCUCAGCAACGCAUACAGUUGAGGAAGUUUGUAAUUUUAACGACAGUGCAAAAUAUCGUUAGUCACGUAACCAGCAGAUUCUAGAAUGUAAGUGCAAUUUUAGCAGAGCUUUGCAUAAUGAUAAGAAUACACAAUAACAUUGGAAUAGAGUUUAGAUUAAACGGACGAUAGUUAGCCCUCAGUACAAUGGUGUAAAAAAUUCCCAGGCUGACUUGUAGCUCUAAAGCCAUUAUGGACGUAAGCGUUAUAGCAAACCCUGCCAGCCAGAGGAUGCUGGGACUUGUAGAUCCAAACAGCUGUAGAAACUUAGGUUGCCUACUUGUGGUGUAAAAGCAUAAUGGUGAUCUCAUUUAAUAGAUAAAAGCACAACUUUGUCACUUUCUCUAAAGUAUAAUUUUUUUAACUAUCUUAACUGUACCUUGCCAACCAAUGGCUUGGCAAAGCUCUUUAUUUGCUUUUAUUGCAAUCCCUUUGUAUUUAAAGGGGGGAAUUCAAUGGUUUGAAAAGUCUGUUCGGCGUCUCUUUUUUCCUGUCCAUUAGAUAGGAAAAACCAGACACUCAACUGACUUUUCGAACAAUUGAAUAUCCCCCAAAGUGUUUUCGGGGCAGAGCCUCAGGGGUAUUAACAUUGAAAAUUUAAACUUAUCCUAUAUAACAACACAGAAGAAUAACAUAGGCAGCAUUCUUAUUUAACAUUUUAAAUAACCCAAGUGGUAAUUUAUUUUUUAAUGACAUGUAAACCUAUUAUUUACACUUUAGAACCUGACAUCUAAACUCAUUUUGGAGUUAUCUUUUGAAAGGAAAAACUCCCUUAGCACACAGAUUAGUCAGAAAAUGUACAGUUCUGUUGUCAUAACAAAGUAAUAACUGUAAGUGCCGUACCACUUUACGGUAAACUGUAAUAAGGAGCGACAAAUCAUAAUCAUUAUUAAACAAAAUGUCAAGUUCUAAUAUCUUAUGUGUUUUUUGUUUGCUUUUUAUUCCCACCUCUAACAUACAUAUAAGAAUACUGAUGUGUCUUGUUCUUACCAUGUGUUUCAGGAACUUAAAUUCUAUGUAUUCUUUACUUCUUUUUUUUUUAACAAGCCACUUGAACCUGAAUAAAGGCUGUUGCCUAAACACAGAGUUCUUCAUUUGUUCUGAUGGUGCCAUCUCCCUUGCUGUCUUCCCUCUCACAGUGUUCCAUUUUUCUUUUCUUUUUUACCCAGACAGGUUUUAAUAAAGUACUGAUAUAAUAUUUGUUUCUGUAACAGUAUUUCACACUACAGUAGCUGUACAUUUGAGGCAUUGUGAAUGGGGGUAAUUUACUAAAAUAUUUUGGGGCCAAAUAGAGGCACAUUUAUUUUACUCCUAAAACAAGGUCCACAUAAUCUGCAGCUAAUCUUUCUUUAAUAUUUUGAAUGAUAUUCAUUUUCUUAAACUAAUGGAUUUUUGUGAAUUGCAUAAUAAUCUAUUUUAUACAUUUCUUCACAUUUAAAAGGAUGUGCAUUUCAGUAUAGUGAUCUGCCAAAUUUGACAGAAACAGCUGUCUUGCCAGUAAUAGAUAGAUCUUCCUGAGCCACUAUUAGACCAUCUCCGCCACACUUAAGAAUUGACCUCCAGGUUCUACGUUUGUUGAUACAACGCACUCUUCUUGAGAAUAAAUUGCCACUGUAUAAAUUCUUAUUUCCUUAGAUUGCCACGUCAAGCUUUUACAUGGUUGGUAAAUGUGAUCGCCAAGCAACCAAAGCUGUGGCCAAAUGGUGAUAUUUGAUUGUUGAGUAAUCAGAGUAACCAGAUUCCAUGCUGGCAGCUGCAGGGGAUACAAUGCACUCCUUUUUAUAAUACCUUAGCAGUAGGUAACUUUGAAUUCCCUAAGCUUGCCACAUCCCGCAUUGAUAUGAUUGGCAUUUUUGAUCACUGGCCAACCAAAUCUGUGGCUGGGGUGUCAUAUUUGACAAAUUUGAUUAUUCAGUGAUAAGACUAAACAGUAAUAAGUGAACCUAGUGUUCUGAGUCCUGAUUCAUUUUUCCAGAUUUUAAUUGGGCAGGUCUAUAUAGUUUGUCAGUAGGUUGACACCAGAUUGCCGACAUUCAAUAGGUUGACAGGGUCAAAAGGUCAACAGUUAAAUGGUCAACAUGAUGUUAGGCCGACGUUUUGACCCUGUCGACCAAAGUCCAUGUCUACCAUUGAAUUGUCAACCUUUUGACCCUUUCAACCUAUUCACUGUCAACAGUCUGAUGUCGAUCUCUACUGUCUAUCUUCCGUCCAGAUACCGUCAUUUCAUGAAUCAUGAAUGUUACAAUAUGUUAAACUCACUGUGUCACAUGUGAAGAUUUACCAAGUGCAAAACUUUAUGCCAGAUCUGUCCUUAUUUUGCUCCACAUAGAAAAUCACCCCUAUUUUAACCAAAGAUGUGAACCAAUCCAAGAUUUCUGGAACAAUGUAAUAUCUAUCAGAAAUUAACACUUUAAACAAUAAAAUACCCAUGUCUUGUCAAUGAUAAGAGUUAUCCAUUCCUUACGAACAGUUCUCAUUUACCUUUUACAUGUGACUUUGUUCUAGCUUGGAUUGCUUUAGUUGGAUUUAUGUAUAAUUUUAGUUUUAUUUUUUAGUUUAUUUCUAUUAGUGUAUUAAAUGGAAAGUUUGUAAAAGAGGGAAAUCAAACGUUUCUCAUCGAUAAAACCGUCUCACAGCGGCAUAAGCAGGACUUUGUCGCCCCAGAUGGCAAGAUGUUAAAUAACUAAGUUAUACACAUCUGUAUAUCUUAAGGGACCUUAUUCAGCUGUCUGUAGUGAACAUAUGUGGAAACAUUGAAGACGUUUUUCCUGCUGGUGUCAAGGUAUAAUUUGUAUUUUGCUGAUAAAUAAGUAAAAUAACUGUCUUUCAUAGUGAA
Messenger RNA from Pseudophryne corroboree (corroboree frog), 6339 nucleotides. It is a transcript of the gene MEF2C, whose product is annotated as myocyte enhancer factor 2C. Gene Ontology annotation, molecular function: DNA-binding transcription factor activity, RNA polymerase II-specific; RNA polymerase II cis-regulatory region sequence-specific DNA binding; protein dimerization activity. NCBI's taxonomy places the organism in Eukaryota, Metazoa, Chordata, Amphibia, Anura, Myobatrachidae. The record is from RefSeq and is a predicted model, not a curated record. The transcript is spliced from 13 exons. The coding region runs from base 491 to 1915 and encodes 474 amino acids. Gene Ontology annotation, biological process: cell differentiation; positive regulation of transcription by RNA polymerase II.